Eptesicus fuscus (big brown bat) is the source of this 3171-nucleotide messenger RNA. It is a transcript of the gene ZNF180, whose product is annotated as zinc finger protein 180. The record is from RefSeq and is a predicted model, not a curated record. NCBI's taxonomy places the organism in Eukaryota, Metazoa, Chordata, Mammalia, Chiroptera, Vespertilionidae. The transcript has 5 exons. Gene Ontology annotation, molecular function: RNA polymerase II cis-regulatory region sequence-specific DNA binding; DNA-binding transcription factor activity. Bases 291 to 2270 code for a protein of 659 amino acids. Gene Ontology annotation, biological process: regulation of transcription by RNA polymerase II.
AGCGCAGCCAUUGUCUCCCCCUCGAGACCCCCCUCCACAGGCUCGGACGCUCGCUGUCGUAUCGCACGUCGGCCCUUCCGAGGGUCUCUCCGAGCGGCCUUGCGAAUACCGGGUUGGGGCGGGGACAGAACUAGCGUAACCGUAACCGGAGUCCGUCGUAUGCAGAAUCGGGGUACGUGUUUGCUUCACCGAGCUCGUCCCGGACACCUGAGGCUGGGGCAGGCCUGUCCUGGGCCGCGAGCCCUUAGACGCCCAGGACCUCAGGCCUCUGCCUGCGCUGGAAGGAGAGCAUGGAAGAGCAGGAGGAGAAGCCCCCAGGGCCCCUGACGGAGGCCUGUAUGCAGGACUCUCUCCUUCCUCAAGAGAUUAUCAUCAAGGUCGAGAGAGAAGAUUCUGGGCCAGUGGCCGUCUCAUCCCAGGAAGGAGUAAACUUCAAAAUUGUGACUGUGGACUUCACUCAGGAAGAGGGCAUUUUGAACCCUGCUCAGAGGACCCUGGACAGAGAUGUGAUCCUUGAGAACCACAGGGACUUGGUCUCUUGGGACUUGGCAACUGCACUUGGAAGAAGAGAAUCAACAAUAAAGCCGAGAAUUAUUGAUGAUGAACCAUCCCAUGGAGUGAAAUUAGAAAGGCUGACAAGAGAUGAUCCUUGGUUAUCUUCAUGUGAAGAAGUUUGUAUUUGUAAGGACCAGUUGGAGAAGCAACAGGAAAAACAAGAAAGACUUUUUAAGAAAGUGGCAUUCAUUCAAAAGAAUGCUGUUACUCAUGAGAGAGUCUGCAAAAGUGAUGAACUUGAGGAAAAGAGUUGUCUGAAUUCCAGUUUUCUUUCACCCCAGAUGAUACCCAUAAGAAACCAUUUCCAUAAACAUGUCUCUCGUGUUAAAAAAUUACAUCAUUCUGUUGUGGGCAGUCAUCAGAUGAUUAGUGACAAUGAGAAACUAUGUGAAAAUAAUGAAUAUGGAAAAAACCAGAGCAUUCACCUUAUUCAAUUUACAAGAACUGAAACAGAAGAUAAAUCCUGUGGGUUUAGCAACAAUAUUCAAUCUUUUAGCCAUGGUACACCGGUAAAUAUACAUGAGAAAAUACAUGCAAGAGGAAAACCCUUUGAUGUUAAGGAAUGUGGGGAAGUUUUAAACCAUAGCAUAUCCCAUAAUGAACAACAGAAAAUUCCUGUUGAAUAUAAUUGUAGUAAAAUCUCUGAGAAUUCAUUUCUUGCUCCAAACAUGAAAAAUUCUGAAGAGAAACCCUUUGAAUGUAACCAAUGCAGGAAAUCCUUCAGCUGGAGCUCUCAUCUUGCUGCACAUCAGAGAACGCAUACAGGGGAGAGACCUUAUGAAUGUAAUGAAUGUGGGAAAUCCUUCAGCCGGAGCUCUCACCUUGUUUCCCAUCAGAGGACUCAUACUGGAGAGAAACCUUAUAGAUGUAAUCAAUGUGGGAAAUCCUUUAGCCAGAGCUAUGUCCUUGUUGUACAUCAGAGAACUCAUACUGGAGAGAAGCCUUAUGAAUGCAGUCAGUGUGGAAAGUCAUUCAGACAGAGCUACAAGCUUAUUGCACAUCAAAGAACUCAUACAGGAGAGAAGCCCUAUGAAUGUAAUCAAUGUGGGAAAUCAUUUAUCCAGAGCUAUAAACUUAUUGCACAUCAAAGAAUUCACACUGGAGAAAAACCCUAUGAAUGCAACCAAUGUGGAAAGUCCUUUAGUCAGAGUUAUAAACUUGUUGCCCAUCAGAGAACUCAUACAGGAGAAAAACCCUUUGAAUGUAAUCAAUGUGGGAAAUCUUUCAGCUGGAGUUCUCAGCUUGUGGCACAUCAAAGGACUCAUACUGGAGAGAAACCCUAUGAAUGUAACGAGUGUGGAAAAUCUUUCAACCGCAGUUCACACCUUGUUAUGCAUCAAAGAACUCAUACAGGAGAAAAACCCUAUGAAUGUAAUCAGUGUGGGAAGUCGUUCAGCCAGAGUUAUGUUCUUGUUGUACAUCAGAGAACUCAUACUGGAGAAAAGCCCUAUGAAUGCAGUCAGUGUGGGAAAUCCUUUAGGCAGAGUUCAUGCCUUACUCAACAUCAGAGAACUCAUACUGGGGAGAAGCCCUAUGAAUGUAAUCAAUGUGGGAAAACAUUCAGCUUGAGUGCUCGACUUAUUGUACAUCAAAGAACACAUACUGGAGAGAAACCCUUUACAUGUAAUCAAUGUGGGAAAGCUUUUAUUAACAGCUCUAAACUUAUUAGGCAUCAGGCAACUCAUACUGAAGAGAAACCCUAUGAAUGUCACUAGUUUGGAAAUUUCUUAGCCAGAGUAUAUUCCUUCAUCCCUCCUCCCUUCCAAGGAAGCAUAUAUAUGGAAAAACAUGGAUAAGAUUAAUGUAUGCAGAAAAGCUUUCCGUUAGCCCUAUUAUUAUGUAUCUGGAAAUUUGUUUUGGAGAAGAAAGGAGGGACCAUGGAUCACACUUUUUUAAAAAAAUGUGUUUUUAUUGAUUUUAGAAAAGCAUCGAUUGGCUGCUUUCUGCACACCCCCUACUGGAGAUUGAGCCCACAACCCAGGCAUGCACCCUGACUAGAAUUGAAGAGGUGACCUUUUGGUUCAUGGGACAGUGCUCAACCAACUGAGCCACUCCGGUUGGUCAGGUUCUCACAUUUUAUUUAAAAAUUCUGCAUACAAAAUCAAACAGUCUUUAUGAAACCAUUUUGGCAGUUUUCCUUGCAGAAAGCACUUAGAGAGAAUUGCCAUUAAAUGGACAAUAUGCUAUGGAGUGAUUGCCAAUGGUAUAGACCUCUUUUCCAAUAAAGAGUAAAUGAGAAUGCUAGCCCUGGUGGUGGUGUGGAGAAGGUUGAAAAAUUACUGUGGUUAUUAGAAAUUGGGUUGGAAAACAGUAGUUCAGUGUAUCAUCUGACAACAUGACUUCUUCACUAACUACUUUAUAUUCUCUUUUAUGCAGCACUUCCUCUCAUACAGAGGAUUUUGUAAAAAUUAGGAAAAUGGCUAUGAUGCAAAGUGAAAAAUGUAGGACAGGAGUUUGGAACAUUUAUUUCUAGAACUAUUGUGAUAAGAUAUUUGUGUGUGGAUCAAAAUUAAAAGGGAUUCUAGGUGUGUCUAUUUAAUUUUUAGGUUUUUGCCUGGUCUUUUUGAAUGCAUACUAUUUUGAUAAAUGAUAUGAUGAGUAAAAAUUGGUCAAAAG